Messenger RNA from Phaethon lepturus (White-tailed tropicbird), 423 nucleotides. Its product is annotated as feather keratin 3-like. Lineage: Eukaryota; Metazoa; Chordata; Aves; Phaethontiformes; Phaethontidae. The transcript is spliced from 2 exons. The record is from RefSeq and is a predicted model, not a curated record. Bases 1 to 423 code for a protein of 140 amino acids. Gene Ontology annotation, cellular component: intermediate filament. Gene Ontology annotation, molecular function: structural constituent of cytoskeleton.
AUGUCUCACUGUGGAGACCUGUGCAUACCAUACGGCAGCCCAUGUGAGGUGACCUGCCCUCAGCCCUUGGCCAACACCCGCAAGGAGCUGUGCGUGACAUCCUGUGAUGACUCCAGAGCUGUCAUCUACCCACCACCCAUCGUCCUGACUUUCCCAGGACCAGUUCUCAGCUCUUGCCCACAGGAAAGCGUUGUGGGCAGCUGUGGACCGCUCGGCGUUGGCGGCCCGUUUGGUUCUGGGGACCAUCUUGGUUACGAGGGCUAUGGAAAUGCCGUUGGCUUACAGGGCUCCAUUCUUUUUGGAGGCUCCAAGGCUUUUGGCAUCUUCUGUGUAUAUCUUCCCAUCUAUGCAUUUAUUGUGCUGUUCCUGGGGCUGGGCUGGACACUCAGUUACAAAAAAGGCUUUGUGCACUACAAGUAUUGA